AACACUGUCGAUUAUGUACAUGGUGUUUAUCUCCUUAAUGCAUGUUCUUUCCCCCGUGUUAGCGUUUUCUGGAAGGAGCUGCUGAGCUGUGCGGAGACUGGCCCACGUCUGGAUGUGCUGACUGGCCCACGCUGGGGAUCCUCACGGCCACCUGGAGCUGGGCUGUCCCUGAAGGAGAGGACGGCCUCUCAGGCCUCGAUUUCCGGCCACCGAGUGAAAGGGACCAAGGUGCCCAAGGCAGCGGAGGCUCCUGGGGCUCCGGGCCCUGCGGCUGCGGCUGCGGCUGUGGAGGUGAAGGAAGGGGCAGGACUCGGCCCGAGGGCACACAGCUCCCUGGGUCCUGGGAGACCCGCGGGCGGGCGUGAAGGGCAGAGAGCAGGUGACGGGUCGGAAGCUUGUCCCUGUCCCAGCCCCUGGAGAGCCGGGCUUCUCUGAGGGCGUCUCCUCAGACAGGACCCCUCCCGGCACGAUGGCCCUGGCGGCCUCCCUGGCGCAGCUGCACGCGGAGGCCAGCUGCCCCAUCUGCCUGGACUGCCUGACGGACCCGGUGACCACGGGCUGUGGGCACAACUUCUGUCACGCCUGCCUCCAGCAGCGCUGGGAGGGGCUCCGGGACCUCUUCCCCUGCCCGCUCUGCCUGCAGCCCUGCCCUGACCGCAGCUGCAGGAGGAACAGCCAGUUAAGCCACCUGGCUGACGCUGUGAGGCAGCUUCCCAGCACGAGGGCCAAGAGGGGCCGGCAGGGGGAGGCCCCCCUGUGUGAGCAGCACAGUCAGGCCCUGAGCCUGUUCUGUCAGGAGGACCUGGAGCUGCUGUGUCCCCAGUGCAGGCUCUCCUCUAAGCACCGCCACCACCCCCUGGUGCCCGUGGAGCAAGCUGCAGUGUGUCACAGGAGGAGGCUCAAGGGCUACCUGGAGCCCCUGACAAAGCAGCUGGAAGAUGCUGGAAAGGGCUUAGAAAUGCAAGUCUCCAAAUCAUUUGAGUUGGUGUCCAACGUGGAGAAUCGAAAGAGUGAAUUGCUCUUUGAAGCUGAACAUUUUAAGAAUUUCUUGAAAACAGAGCACAAUGUAAUUGACUUCAUGUUACAGACUGAAGAGAAAAGUGUUCAGUAUGAAAUAAUUGACAAAAAAACCCAAAUAUCAGACCAUGGAUCCACGUUGAAAACUCUGUUUUAUGAAAUAACCAACAAGUGUUCCCAGUCUGACUUGGAGUUACUCACAGGCAUUGAAAGAAUCCACAGAAGCUAUGAAAACCUAGAGAGCCCAGCAGCCAUUUCAUACGAAGUAAAGAAGGAGGUUUUCACUCUCCCCCCACAGUAUUUUGGCUUGCACAAAAUGAUCAGCACCUUUCAGGUCCAUUUGACACUGGAGCCUAAAACUGCUCACCAGAGCCUCCGAAUUUCACAAGAUCAGAAAACUGCAACCUUUCAAAGGAUGGAACCAAACUGUGUUCAUCCUCCCCAAGUGUUUACCUCUUACCCCGCUGUCCUGAGUUCAGAGAGUUUUGAUGCUGGCAGGCAUUUUUGGCAGGUAGAAGGCAGAGGCAUGAGGGAGUGGUCCUUAGGGGUGUGUAAAGAAUCUUUCCCCAGAAAUUCUCCUGUCUCACCUUCCGCAAGCAAUGGCUGCUGGCAGAUUCAGCUCUGGGCUGUGAUACAGGACACGCGGGUUUUAGGAAACCCCUGUCAGUAUGGCGUUUUUCUGGACUGCGAUUUGAGAGAAGUUUCCUUUUACAAUUUGAAUGAUAGAUCACAUUUAUAUACAUUCAGUGAAAUUUUUACAGGGAAACUUAUGGCCUAUUUCUCUAUUAGACCUUCUUCUAAAUCACUAACGAUAAGUAUAGUUGAAAAUGAGUGUUGA
This is a messenger RNA of Vicugna pacos (alpaca), 1855 nucleotides long. RefSeq names its product tripartite motif-containing protein 60-like. NCBI's taxonomy places the organism in Eukaryota, Metazoa, Chordata, Mammalia, Artiodactyla, Camelidae. The record is from RefSeq and is a predicted model, not a curated record. Gene Ontology annotation, molecular function: zinc ion binding.